ACAGGACGAUCAGAGGGGAGCAGUGCGGCGGCAUCAGAGGCGGGCGGGAGGCUGGUAGGAUAUGUUGCGUCUAAGCUGUCCAUUAAGGCUGAUCAGAGCCGGAGCACCGAUGCAGUGACAGUCUACAAGAAGACACGGGCACACACACUUACACACACAGUGAGGGACAGGGAAGGAGAGUAAACACACGAAUGCGCACGAGAAAUGAUCCGUUCCUAGACUAUGGCACCGUCGGGCUCGCGUAGUAUCAAGAAGGGCUGUCAGAGAGUUUUGUACUGGAUCCCGGUCCUAUUCAUCGCCCUCAUAGUGGCGUGGUCAUACUACGCCUAUGUGUUGCAGCUUUGCAUAGAGUCUAUCGAGGACACAGGAGAAAAGGUUAUAUACUUGCUUGUGUACCAUGUCAUCUUCAUCAUGUUUGUGUGGGCUUACUGGCAAACCAUCUUCACCAGGCCCAUGAACCCCCUGAAGGAGUUUCACCUGUCCUACUCUGACAAAGAGCUGCUGGAGCGUGAAGAUCGGGGGGAGUCUCAGCAGGAGAUCCUGAGGAGGAUAGCCAAGGAUCUGCCCAUCUACACCCGCACCAACUCAGGAGCAAUCCGUUUCUGUGACCGCUGCCAGCUGCUGAAGCCUGAUCGAUGUCACCAUUGUUCAGUCUGUGAUAAAUGCAUCCUGAAGAUGGAUCACCACUGCCCAUGGGUGAACAACUGUGUGGGAUUCUCCAACUACAAGUUUUUCAUGCUGUUCUUGGCAUAUUCGCUACUCUACUGCCUUUUUAUAACUGCUACAGAUCUUCAGUACUUCAUUAAGUUUUGGACGAACAGCCUCCCAGACACUCAGGCCAAGUUCCACAUCCUGUUCCUCUUCUUCUCGGCCUCCAUGUUCUCAGUCAGCCUGGCUUCGCUUUUCAUCUAUCACUGCUGGCUCGUCUGCAAGAACAGAUCCACCCUGGAGGCUGUGCGUUCUCCAGUGUUUCGCCACGGCAUCGAUAAGAACGGUUUCAGUCUGGGCUGCAGUAAGAACUUCCGCCAGGUCUUUGGGGAUGAACUUAAAUACUGGCCGAUUCCUGUUUUCUCCGGUUUAGGCGACGGUUGUUCGUUCCCAACCUGUCUGGUGAAUCUGGACCCAGAGCAGCCCUCAUCCCCCAGGGGCUCCAACCCUGCCAGCAAGGGUGCAGCAGAGGGGCGCCAGUUCCCCUCCAAGCCGCUGAGGGAGUCUCAGAGUCGACUGCUCACCAGCACCCCCUCCUGGACAGAGAGUGACAGUGCGACAGACAAAGACAGGAAGGGUGCCAGUAACCCAGGGAUGACCAUAGAAAAUGAGGCAUAACCUGAGUUAGAGAAAGAGGUGACACCUUCAACCCAGAAAAGUCUAUGCCGCCCCCUCCUCGGUGUUGUGCCUAUAGGAACGUGACGUGGCGGUGACAUCAUCAACAUUUGUUGUUUUCUACACUUCAGCCUGCUUCUGAGAGGUUUACAUGACUGACUAUCACCUACAAAGUAGAGACAAAUUAAUUAUCAUCAGAAUUACUCUUACUGCUAUCGGCAACAAUUUCUGCUGCUAUCUGAAACUAUUUGGGCUUCAGAACAACUUAAAAUAGCAUUCCAACCUUCACAUUUUCUUUUGUUUGUAUAUGAAUAAGAAGAGAGCAGUAAUGGGAGAGAUGUUUUUGCACUUUGUAAACGAGGAAAUCAAUCUGAGCUGCUUUUGUAUGUUACAGUUCAUGUUGCCUAACAGAAACUCUCAGAAUUAUCUACAAGUUUGUUUUAUGGUAUUUAUGUAGCUUAGCACAUAGGUAGACGCUGUUAUAAGUUUGCACUUGAAAUAUAAAGUAUUAGGUGUUAAUGUGAUGUGAUAUUCCUUUAGCCAUUUUGUUCCUUCAGUGAAGGCUUUUUUU
Perca flavescens (yellow perch) is the source of this 1894-nucleotide messenger RNA. RefSeq names its product zDHHC palmitoyltransferase 2 (gene zdhhc2). Bases 223 to 1326 code for a protein of 367 amino acids. The transcript is spliced from 13 exons. Lineage: Eukaryota; Metazoa; Chordata; Actinopteri; Perciformes; Percidae. Gene Ontology annotation, molecular function: palmitoyltransferase activity. The record is from RefSeq and is a predicted model, not a curated record.